AUGUCGUCACAAACAUCUCGUGUUACGAGGAGUCGGGCUAAGCAAAUCUCUGCCACAUCGAAGCAAGAGCAAACAGAUCACACUGACACCACUAUCCCGUCAGAAUCGACGGCUGCAUCCGCUGACGCCGGUGAGGUCGAUGCGACCAAACUUAAAGGCAUCGUUUGGCCUGGCAUGGGCAUAUUUGACGCUGCGACGUCUGAGCAGAAGCGGAUGCGGAAUCAGAAGAAGGAUUCAUCUGUGCUUCAGAACAUGAUCACCACAUCGAAGUCUGUCCACCACGAUAAGUUCGUGUGGGACGACGAUUUCGCGGGUGUGCCAAGGAUUCGGGAUAUCUAUGCUAGCCCGUCCACCGAUGGAAGCCCCGAUGCCGAUGAAGAUGAGGACAAGCAGGCGAAGAAGAAGCGUGGCCGCCGCCCAGCCAUGGUAGAAGACGGCGAUAGCAUUCGUCAAACUAGGUCCACUACUAAAGCGGCAACGCAAGGCCGACGUGGCCCGAAACCCAAGAUGCCCCUUAAGAAAGUCAAGGAUGAAUCUGAUUCAGAUGCUGAAGAGAUGAACGAUGGCUUAAGCGAUGAUGUCUUCCACGACAACCGUACAAGACGAUCUGGUAAGCCUAUCACCAUUCACCACCAAUGA
Messenger RNA from Phaeoacremonium minimum UCRPA7, 639 nucleotides. Its product is annotated as putative type-2 protein geranylgeranyltransferase subunit beta protein. The record is from RefSeq and is a predicted model, not a curated record. NCBI's taxonomy places the organism in Eukaryota, Fungi, Ascomycota, Sordariomycetes, Togniniales, Togniniaceae. The transcript has 2 exons. The coding region runs from base 1 to 639 and encodes 212 amino acids.